Molecule: messenger RNA, 2253 nt
Organism: Styela clava
Lineage: Eukaryota; Metazoa; Chordata; Ascidiacea; Stolidobranchia; Styelidae
Product: etoposide-induced protein 2.4 homolog
Biological process (GO): macroautophagy
Cellular component (GO): endoplasmic reticulum
Source: RefSeq, a predicted model, not a curated record
UCUUUGUUUUGAAUGCCUAGAUUUCAAUUUGUAAGUUCGGAAAUCGCGGGCGUUGAUAAAAGCCACUCACUUUAAAUAUGACUUUCAUGGGUUACUAACCUUUAAACACCUGUUUUGAAAUUCUUACACCCAUGUUUUCUGUCUGUUGAUAAAUUAAUAAACCUAACUUAUGAACUUAGAAAAUUUAGCCUAAAUGAAUGCUUUGGCUGUUUUGAAAUGGGAGAAGCCAUUAAAGGAUCUUUUUAUCAAUAUUUACAAGGACUGAAAGACUCUGGUUAUGGAAUUGUUUAUAUUUAUCAAUUGGAUAAAAAAGUAAAAGAUCAAAAUCGUCGAAAGCGACAAAGAAUUCAAGAUGAAAUCAAUUCAAGGAGGCAAAGAGGUAGAUUUGACGUACGACGGCCAAUACAUCCCGGAACAUCAAGAUUAAAUGAUCAAAGUCUUUCAGUCAAAACAGAACCUCGUUUAUUGGGGAGAGUUGCUCUCAGUGCAACAAUGAGUUCAUUUAUUUGGAUUAGUAUUUGGGGAUUUAAUACAUUUUUGCUGCCCUUGAUUCGGUACUAUGCUCAGAAUCUUCUACCUGGAUCUCCAGCUGUUGAAACUGUAGAAAAAACAAGAAAAGUUUGGGAAAACACAGAAUUUGUUCUGCAGUUUAUUUUUUCUUCAUUAUGGGUGUUGCCUUUGUAUAUAAUCAGCAAGAUUGUCAAUGGAUUCUGGUUUGUCGAUGUAUCAAACUCUGUUUAUCAGUUAUAUCAUGGUAGACCUCGUGCUUUUCCUACCGUAGGAAAAAUGAUAGCAGAUUUUAUAUAUGGACUUGUCAUUGAAACUGUGUUCUUAUUGCAGGCCAUGUUGGUGAAACAUAUUCCAUUUAUGCAAGAAUUGACUUACAUAAUGUUCUGCAUACAUCACUCCCUACUCUAUGCAUUAUACGCUUUCGAAUACAAAUGGUUUAAUAUGGGCUUGGAUGUUCGAUUGAGGAUACAGAUGGUUGAAACUCACUGGCCGUAUUUUUGUGGAUUUGGUACUCCACUUUUUGUACUUACAAGCGUAACUUAUAGUUUUUAUCCUACCGUUAUAAGUGCUUGUGUAUUUUCUAUACUGUUUCCAUUUUUUAUCAUAAGUGCCACAAAAGCAGGGACCCCUAGAGAAACUCCUGCUGUCAGGUUAAGGAUAUUUGAGCUUUCCAUGUCAUUAUGCAAUACUCUAUUCAAAACUUCAGUCAAAGCAAGAAAUAAUGCAGAAGCAGAUAACAAUAGCCAAUAUUAUUUGAGCAAUCAGCAACAAAGAUGAAUUUCAAUUUCUUGAUUUAGAAUCAAUUGCCAACAAGACUGCUCAUAUAGACUUGUAAAUUUACUCUUAUUUCUUAGCUUAGGUUGCCCAUAGUUACCUAUGAUUAAUAACAAUUAUUAUUUUUUUCUGACAAAUGGUGACUGUGACUCAUGAGUCAAUGCUAUUUACAUUCUUGCAGCGUUACUUUUAUGAUCUGAGUUGAUAUUUGUAAUAUAUCACAAUUGGUAUUUGUAAUAUAUGACGUAUGGUAAAAUAACAUUUACAAUAUAAUUUAGUUGAAGACUCGCAGUUCUGACUUUUGUUUAUUAUUUUUUAAGCUUUUAAUGUAAAAUUUUUAAUUUUUUUGUUUCUUUUAGUCGUACUGAGUAUUUGAACAUAAAUUGUCGUAACUAUCUGCCUCAAUGUUUGUUACAGAAUGAAAUGGAUUAUACAUAGCAACUAAAGAGUGUGUGAUGACUGAUAUGUUUAUUUGAUUAAUCCUCUCUCUUCUAUGACAUUUUAUGAAUUUGCAGUGUUUAUAAGUUAGCAUUUAUCUAUGGAUAAGUUUCAUUCAUUGAAUUACUCGUUAUUGAGUACAAAUAUUUAUUCAUUGUUCAGAUCAAACAGACGUUUGCACAUGUCAACAUGAUAUAUUUUCCGUUUUCAAAAUUCGCCAAAAAUUUUCAAUGGCCAGCAGAGAAUUUGAAAUAGAAUAGAAAUUGUUUAUACCUGCUGCCUUUAUACUACAGUAAUAUCUGGUAUCAAACAACCCACUAUCUUACAAAUUAGGUACUUCCAGAAAAAACUUUAAUUAUAUUUCUGUGUUUCAUUUCAGCAAUGAAAAUGGCAUAUUAGUGACCCAUAUUGUUGUAAACUCAGUCAUACCAUGCAUGUUUAAUAAGCUUGGUGAUUUGUGAAUGUUUUUUUCUUCUUAUUUUUAAGAUUUGCCUGUUGUUUAUUUGAAGCAAUACAAUCUUUUUGAAUUUA